Olea europaea var. sylvestris is the source of this 2163-nucleotide messenger RNA. Its product is annotated as rust resistance kinase Lr10-like. The record is from RefSeq and is a predicted model, not a curated record. The transcript has 2 exons. Lineage: Eukaryota; Viridiplantae; Streptophyta; Magnoliopsida; Lamiales; Oleaceae. Bases 840 to 1904 code for a protein of 354 amino acids. Gene Ontology annotation, molecular function: protein kinase activity; ATP binding. Gene Ontology annotation, biological process: protein phosphorylation.
ACUUCAACGACCUUACAUUUUAAUUUUCUUUAAAUUUUUGUGCUGACGAUAUUUGGAUGUUAUAAUGCAGUCAACUAUCAUUGGACUCGGUACGUUAAAUGUAAGGCUUCUUUCACUCUCUCUCCUCUUUUAUCUCUAUUUAUGUUAGAGAAAGAUACCAUUGAAGGACCAAAUCCUUGAACUGCUAAAAUGUUUAUGAAGAAAUUGUCUUGCAUUAUCUGAAAAUUUUCUUUGUGAAGCGCAUUUAAAUAUUCAGAACACAUUUUUUCUUCCUCAUAGGUUAUAUUAAAUUAGCAGAUUAUGUUCUUUAUGCUAUAAUACAAUAUUAUCUUUAACUUAAACAUAGGUACGAAACACUUAAAAUUUUGAUAUGUGUCUUUACUAUAAAUUGUAAAUUAUUAAAUAUACACACUAACACACACAAGCAAAUACACUCACAUAAAUAUUAGUCUAAUGUAAAAUCAAAUGCAAUAUUGUAUAAUUAAGUAAUAUUUAUAUCUCAAUCAUGAUUGGAUAAGUAAAAAUAAAUAUAUUUAUUCUGAGAGUAACAAAAAGAAGAUAAAUGAAAUGGUCGAAAUUCAACCUUUUGUCUUUAAAAUAAAUAAAAAAAGGUCUCAGAGGAGCAAAAGUAGCCAAGGGAACAAGGCAGUGAAUCCACCAUACAUGCGCAGGUUCUUUCUUCUUAUUGGAUUAAUGGUUUACUUGCAGGGGCCCUCCCAAUAGUUCUCCGGUUGAUCCUCGGGUUGAUAAUAGCAAUCGACCUUGUACUAAGGAUCUUAAUUGCAAUUCCAUUCGUGCUUGUAUUACUUGUCUAUAAACUGAGAAGAAGACACAUAUCAAUGUUUAAAGCAAUAGAAGACUUUCUACGCAGUCAGAAUAACCUGAUGCCCAUCAGUUACUCCUAUUCAGAAAUAAAGAAAAUGACCAAAGGUUUUCGGGAAAAAUUAGGUGAAGGAGGUUAUGGUUUAGUUUACAAAGGAAAGCUUCGAAGUGGAAGGGAUGUAGCAGUGAAAAUACUGGGCAAAAAUAAAUCAAAUGGACAAGAUUUUAUCAAUGAAGUUACCACUACUGGAAGAAAUCAUCACGUUAAUAUAGUUCGACUCGUUGGUUAUUGUGCAGAUAUGUCUAAGUGUGCUCUUGUAUAUGACUUCAUGCCUAAUGGUUCACUUGAGAAGUACAUCUCUUGUCAGCAAGGUGGAACUCAUUCAUUAACUUGGGAGAAAAAGCAUGCGAUUACACUUGGAGUUGCUCGAGGGAUUGAGUAUUUGCAUCGAGGCUGUAACAUGCAAAUUCUGCAUUUUGAUAUCAAGCCACACAACAUACUUCUUGAUGAUAACUUCACUCCUAAAAUUUUUGAUUUUGGGCUAGCCAGAUCUUACCCAACUGGAAAUAGUAUUGUGACUAUUACUGCUGCACGAGGUACAAUUGUUUAUGUAGCUCCUGAAUUGAUCAACAGAGGCAUUGGGGCUGUCUCGUACAAGGCAGAUGUUUAUAGCUUCGGAAUGUUGUUGAUGGAAAUGUUAGGUCUAAAUAGAGACUUGAUACAAAAUACGGAACUUUCUAGCCAAUACUUCCCCGAUUGGAUAUAUGAUCGUUUUAACAAGGGUAAGGAUCUUGAAAUUGGAGAUGCUGAUGAAUCAGGCUGUGAAGAAAUGAAGAUUACUAGGAAGAUGACAAUAGUUGCAUUAUGGUGCAUACAGAUGAAUCCGAUGGAUCGUCCUUCAAUGAGUAAAGUAAUAGAAAUGCUUGAAAGUAAAGUUGAGACUCUGCAAAUUCCUCCUCAGCCUUGCCAACCACCCCUACAGGUUGCGCCACCUGAGGACCAAACAUGGGGAACAGAUUCAACCAACUCCAUAGCCUUCCUAUGCAAUGCUUCUAAUUCUUUGAAUUUAGCCGUUGAGUGAUUAUCAUUACCCACCAAUACUCAAAUUGAUAUAAUGUCCCUUUUUACUCUCCGUUUAGUUUCUUGCUUUAUGGUCAUGCAAUUCAUUGCUAAUUAGUUAGAAACAUGGGUGUGUUGUAUUGUGUAAUGUUGUUUGGUAAUGUGUAAUGUAUAAUUUGUGCAGUAUUAACGAAGAAACGAAAGUUGAAUUCUCGUCCACUAUGCAUGCAAUAAGAAUGUUAGCAAUUAUUGUAGCAGUUUAAUAAAAUUAUUGUUGGAAA